Molecule: messenger RNA, 327 nt
Organism: Colletotrichum lupini
Lineage: Eukaryota; Fungi; Ascomycota; Sordariomycetes; Glomerellales; Glomerellaceae
Exons: 3
Coding region: 1-327 (108 amino acids)
Source: RefSeq, a predicted model, not a curated record
AUGCCAUCCACAGCUGGCCCGAUCGAGAUAUGCAGGCUAGCAAAGCUGGCGAACAACGGAGUUUGGGAGUAUCUCCUUUGCCAACCACAUCGUGCUUAUUGCGACAAGUUCGAUGUGAAGACGUCCAAAAGUGGCCUGGCCGCCUGUGUCUCACUUCAGAAUGAUACCUACCUAGGCAAACGCUGGCACUGCCGCUCUCAGACUUGGGUCUCCCCAUCUCAUUGGCUUUGUAAAAGAAGAGGUGAUCUAGAAGACAUGAGAAUUUCCUUCCUCGAAGUCCCUUGCAGCUUUCUGGUACUUCGAUACCUGAUCAUUUAUCUCUGCUAA